Ictalurus furcatus (blue catfish) is the source of this 1870-nucleotide messenger RNA. RefSeq names its product fibroblast growth factor 3 (gene fgf3). Gene Ontology annotation, biological process: cell differentiation; animal organ morphogenesis; positive regulation of protein phosphorylation. Gene Ontology annotation, cellular component: cytoplasm. Bases 1062 to 1859 code for a protein of 265 amino acids. The transcript is spliced from 3 exons. Gene Ontology annotation, molecular function: fibroblast growth factor receptor binding; growth factor activity. Lineage: Eukaryota; Metazoa; Chordata; Actinopteri; Siluriformes; Ictaluridae. The record is from RefSeq and is a predicted model, not a curated record.
UUAAUUUUUUAUUAAACGUAUUAGUGAACAAUAUGCUUAAAAUGCAUUUUAAAACAUACACACGCAUAUAACAAAAAAGGGGGGGGGCAAGAUUAAUACAUAAUAACCCAUCAUAAACCAUUGUUUUUAUACGCUUAAAAUAUUUCAAACCGGUAUUUUUUAUUUCCCAAAAAUUGUGUCGCUAAUUUCACACGCAUCUGUUUCAAAUAUGGAGCCCUGGAAGCCACAUGUAUAUAUGUGUGCAUGGUCUCAUUACUGUUCAGUCGAGCUAAGAGUGGUGAAAUUGAUUUUUGAUAGUGGUUGCAGCCUGAGGAUGAUGCGUAUGCCUGUUAUGACCACAACGCAUGAUUUUCGGAUGCAGCUAUAAUUUUUGGCUCUUUCUAAAAGACGAAAAUCGGCUCACUGCGUGUGAUGCGUGUUUCUUUUUUCUUUUUUUUUGCACUGUGUGUAAUGCUCUGUAACUUUAUCCUUUACGCUGCAAACCCUCUCGGUUCACACAAGACUGAUACCUUUACCUCCCCUUUUUCCUUUGUAUCAAUUGGUCGGGCCUCGGGCUAUUGUUGCGGUGAGUUCCCUUUAUUUCUGUGUGCGCGCGCGCGCGCGCACACACACACACACACACACACACACACUGUCGAUCAGUGGAAAUCUCACGAUAGGCCUCCCUGUGAAAUCUACUGACUCUUUUUUUCCUCCUCCUCCUCCUCGUCGACCAGAUUAGCCCCAGCAGCCUGCUUGGAGAGAGAAAGAGAGUGAGAGAGAGAGAGAUAGAAAGAGAGAGGGAGAGGAUAGGAAGGACCUAUGACCACCGCGGAGAGGAGCCCACGCUGCUGUCACCACGCCGGUUCUAAUAAAUGGCCACGGCCAUUCCAAGGCCAGAUUACGGCAGAUUAAAGAGGGCACGGUGGCACGCGUAAACUUUCCGCGUGUUUCCGCGGAGCGGCUAGCUGCGCUUCGGCCGUCGCGGCGCGGACGAAUCAUGAUGCUGCAUCUUUGAUGGGACCCCGAGUGAAGGCUCUCUGCAAUCCUGCGAGGUUUUGCCCGUGUCCUACCAUGCCACAAUGCUUAUAAUUCAUCUCGUGGUGUUGCUCAGCGUGUUGUUGUUCGGCGGCGCGCGGGGUUCGGCGGGCUCGAGGGCGCAGCCGUGUGCCGGGACGCAACCGUGUGACCCGCGACACCGGCGCGACGCCGGAGGACGCGGUGGCGUUUACGAACACCUCGGAGGCGCGCCGCGGCGCAGGAAACUCUACUGUGCUACUAAAUAUCACCUACAGAUACACCCGAACGGGAAAAUAGACGGAUCUCUGGAAGAGGACAAUCCUCUGAGUAUAUUAGAGAUCACAGCAGUGGAUGUUGGAGUGGUAGCCAUCAAAGGCCUGUUCUCUGGAAGAUAUUUAGCCAUGAAUGAGAAAGGUCGCCUAUAUGCCUCGGAAGUCUUUAACAAGGAGUGUGAAUUUCUGGAGCGCAUUCACGAGUUAGGCUACAAUACGUACGCUUCACGGCACCACUCGACAACUCAGCACUCAGGAUCCAGUGGACGGGGCAACAAGCAUCGGGCCUUUGUCAAGAAGCAGUGGUACGUGUCUAUUAAUGGAAAAGGUCGGCCCAGGAGGGGCUUUAAGACGAAGAGCACGGACAAAGCUUCCCUCUUCCUGCCCCGUGUUUUGGGCAACAAGGACCAUGAGAUGGUCUCACGUCUCCUGGAGAGCAGACAAGAUGAGACAAGCCAUCAAAGAUACCGCAUGGGCCAUGCUGAAAGAAGGAGUCGGAGGCACAAGGAGCCCAAGCGUCAUGACAGAAGGGGUAAUAGACGCAAAUCUGGCCACAAAAAAGAGACUUCAGAUGGACGAUUGGAAUAGACAAUUUCAAG